Messenger RNA from Onychomys torridus (southern grasshopper mouse), 357 nucleotides. RefSeq names its product 60S ribosomal protein L36a-like. The transcript has a single exon. Gene Ontology annotation, cellular component: cytosolic large ribosomal subunit; ribosome. Lineage: Eukaryota; Metazoa; Chordata; Mammalia; Rodentia; Cricetidae. Bases 11 to 331 code for a protein of 106 amino acids. Gene Ontology annotation, biological process: translation. Gene Ontology annotation, molecular function: structural constituent of ribosome. The record is from RefSeq and is a predicted model, not a curated record.
UCCCACCAACAUGGUGAAUGUUCCUAAGACCCGCCGGACGUUCUGCAAGAAAUGUGGCAAGCACCAACCCCACAAAGUGACCCAGUACAAGAAGGGCAAGGAUUCUUUGUACGCCCAGGGAAAGCGGCGCUAUAACAGGAAACAGAGCGGCUAUGGUGGGCAGACUAAGCUGAUUUUCUGCAAAAAGGCUAAAACUACAAAGAAGAUUGUGCUGAGACUUGAGUGUGUUGAGUCCAACUACAGAUCUAAGAGGAUGCUGGCUAUUAAGAGAUGCAAGCACUUUGAACUGGGAGGCGAUAAGAAGAGAAAGGGCCAGGUGAUCCAGUUCUAAGCUGAUCUUGAAGACAAUAAAAUCAU